AUGACACCCCAGGACAGAGUCUGCUCCAUGCUUCAACGAGAGCGUUUUCGAAACCGAUACAUAGUCACCAAGGUGACCAUCAAGAUGCUGUACGCGAUCAACUUUGAGGGGCGACCCAUUGACCACUUUUUAUUCUCUGAGGAUCCCUUUAACUUUGCCCAGGGCAGAUUUGUCAUCCAUGACGACACCCAAUGGAGUGGGCCUGACCCAGCUCCUCUUGCCCAGAUUCGCCGAGCGGAUCAGCUCCACCACGUGCUAUACGUCAUCCAGGAUGCCGCAGCGGAAUGGUAUACGACCGAUGUGGCUAGGGUGUUCCGAACUGUUCACAGCGACGCUGUCAACAACGUCCCACACCUGGCGCCUCCGCAAGUGAUCAACGCCAUGUGCAACUUGUACCAGGCAGUAUUCGGCGAGCUCUUUGAUGAUAUUCUUCGCCGUUCCCCGCUCUGUAUCCACUACCAGGUAGCCAAGGACUGUUCGUUCCCCAGGUGUUCCCACACCCAUUCGCUCCACAGACUCCCGCCAGACGUUUUGCAGUGGGUGGUUCAACGCCAUGGUGCGCUCAAGAGUGAGCACCCACAGCAUGCGUGA
Molecule: messenger RNA, 591 nt
Organism: Phytophthora sojae
Lineage: Eukaryota; Oomycota; Peronosporomycetes; Peronosporales; Peronosporaceae
Exons: 2
Coding region: 1-591 (196 amino acids)
Source: RefSeq, a predicted model, not a curated record